Messenger RNA from Esox lucius (northern pike), 4928 nucleotides. It is a transcript of the gene gpr75, whose product is annotated as G protein-coupled receptor 75. Gene Ontology annotation, biological process: G protein-coupled receptor signaling pathway. The record is from RefSeq and is a predicted model, not a curated record. Gene Ontology annotation, cellular component: membrane. The coding region runs from base 2791 to 4494 and encodes 567 amino acids. The transcript is spliced from 5 exons. NCBI's taxonomy places the organism in Eukaryota, Metazoa, Chordata, Actinopteri, Esociformes, Esocidae. Gene Ontology annotation, molecular function: C-C chemokine receptor activity.
CCAGCAAAACGUCUUUGGCCACUCCCCUGUACAACAAUGCCCUACUUGUGAGCAGAGCCAAUAGCUGUGCAUCUGUACAGAGGCAUUGCUUUACAUAGGGGGUGCCGUUUUGAACACAGUUUAGAUUGGAUUCUUAAACCUGACAUGCAUAUCAACAUACAUGAUGUUUGUGUACUUUGUUUUAUCUAUAAAUGAUGGCUAUAUGCACAAGUUGUGUAUAGCGUGUGUAUAAAACAUGAAUUGCACAAACGUGUAUUUAUUUAUUUAUUUGAAGUGCAGAUGUUUUAUUAAUCUUAGUGGUAAAGAUAUAAAUUUUUGGUUUGUAAUUAAAUAGGUUGUUUAGCUUUUUGCUGAUUUCCCCUGGUCUUCGCAUGGGCAGUGUGCAGUAGAGGGAGAGUGUGCAUGAAGGGAGUGUGUGUGUGUUAUAGUGUGUUCGUUAUGCAAGGCUGUGAGAGUGUGUGCUGCGUAGAAUUGAUCAGUGCAGAUUGAUAAUUGUGACAUGUGUUUGAGCAUCUAUGAAAACCCACAAGGGACCGAUUCCCAAGCAGGUUAAUCCUACUCUUAGACCGAUAAGUGUUAUAACUGCAGAAUUUCCAUUGAAAUGAAGCUUUUAAGUCCAGAAUAGGUUUCAUCAUUAUUGGGAUACGGGCCCAAGAAAGAAAGGCUUCCUUGUCCACAAUCUAAGCAUUGCACUCCUUCCCCUAAUCUUUCCUCAUCAAGAUGUUAUUCUCCAACUCUUUUUUGUCAACAUUCACAGAAAGAUUUAUUUUUGUUUCAAUACUUUUUUGUGAAGUCUCCUAAUUGAAGCAUUGUUCGGUUUAGUUCCUCAAUUCUGUGUAGUGUAGUGCCAAAACUGCAGUCAAAAUCUUUUUUUUUUUUAUUUUCUUUUUAGAUUUAAUGUUUGCUUAUUUAAUGAAGAAAAUAAAUGGAUUGUUUGUAACAAAUAUUUAAAGUCGGUGUAUUUGUUCUGAUUGGUUUUGGACUGACUCCUAUACCAAGGGUUUCCAUACCAGUUUGACCCUGUGGUUUGUCUUCAUUCCUGGUUAUAACUGGCCUGAAUGCAUAGAGGUGAUUGGAUGGGACAUAACUGGGAGAAAAGCCUGUUUUACCUUGAACAUUACUAAUGGCUGAAUUCUCCUGAUGACUUGAUCGGUCUUAGGUUUGAGCAUCUGACCCGUAACAGAAUGUUUUCUUUGAAUUCAUGGACAGACUGCCCUUGAGCAAGACCACCUAUUACUUAAUCAGCUUGCUCAGCUUGGGAACCUUUGGUAAAAUUACUAUCAUGGAAAAGAGCCAGAAGCAACUGGUACAAUAAAUAGAUAUAAGGCCCUGGUCUAAAUCCCAGAUUGCUCCUUCGUUUGUGCUUUCAAGUAUUUGACCAUUUGCACUUGUCAGAGUGCUGACAAAUCGACACCUCUAGUGGUCACUUCCUGCCGUUCAAAACGAUGCCGACGUCAUGGGCAGUGUAGAAUCCCACAAGGUAUCUCAUUCUUUUUCUAAUUUUGACAAAUAUAACAACAUAGGGGAAAGGUGUGUUCCUAAUUAUAUGGUCCAAUCCGAUGUUGAUCUCCAAGCAUCACACCCUAUUAAUUUGAAGAAACCGAGGAGAAUUUGACAGGUGUACACAUUACCCUAAUAGCUCUACUUUGCCCAUUUGAAAGGUGUAAUAUUUGCCAUGUUACUUAUUCCAAUAAAAUUCUCAACUCUCCACACGUCCAUAGGGUGUAGUAUUUCAGUGGCAAUUUGGGAUUGGACCAUGUAAUAUAUCCUCCAUUAUUUUGGUGUCAAAUUGAGACCUGGAACACCAGGUUUAUAUAAUUAACUUAUGGGUAGAAUGAAAAGUGUUUUUGCUCUAGACCGUUUCUCUUUGGGGGUAAAUUUGCUAUUGAGCUUUAGAAGUGUUCUGAUGUAAAAAAUGUAAUGUCUACUAAAUUAAAUCUUUUGUGAUUCAUGUGGUGAGAUUAUAAGGUUUACAUAUUUUUAAACAACACGGGUGGGAUAUAUUUUGAACUUGAUUAUGCUUUUAUUAAAAGCGAAAAUAUAUUAAAUCAACUCGCGAAGUUGAUUUGAUUUGUUGACGCCCCCUCACCUCAGUCGUCCCAAGCCACACCUUCGCCCCUACGGCGAGCAAGGUGGUAGAAGCGAGGGCGUGGUUUGUGAUUAUUGGCUGGCCAGUUCCAUUAGUUGACUCAUCUUGCGAAGUACAGUGGAAAUUAUUCAAACAGUAUGCAGCAUUCUGACUGGCUUUGCCGUACCAGGUCCAACGACCUUGAUAUUAUUCGGUCUCAAUGGAAAGGUGAAAGUCAACGUUAAUAUAGCCUAGUAAAUGACCCAAGAAUCGAAACCCACUGCUCACAAAGGUCUUUAUAAGGUCAAGUUUAGGGUAAACGUUAGACCAUUGGGUCACAACAGUAUGUAACAGCAGAAGCCCAUCAGCUCUCCACACGCACGCGCCGCUCCUACGUAGACACACAUCUCCCACGUAUUGUCGAUGUACUGCGCGCGGUCGUCGUCUUCUGGAUAAUAAAAUGGAUACAUCGACAAAAAUGCUGUUUUUAUAUGAUAUAUACUGUGAAUAAAAUGCGUGUGGUUAUGGAGGCGGACGAAAUCUGGUCUCUUUCCCAUGACCAACGGCACCAGGGCAAUAGAGACUGCAGCCACCGCUUUCCUGUCCCUGUUCAGUGAAAUGAUGUGAAUACCUGCAAGGCUGAUCUCCAGUCCUCACCAAACGCAAUGGAGGAACUCCACUGAGACCCCCUUAUAGUCCAGGACUAGGCUGAAUCUGUGUCUAUGGGGGAGACCGGCCCCAUGUGUACCAUGAAUGUGACUGGUCUGCCGUCUGCCCUGGUGGACGGGGUUCACCACCACCACGCCUACAACGGCAGCGGCCUCGGCCCCAGGUCGGCCUCCUCUUCUUCCCCGGGCUGGGCCCUGAUCCACACAGCAACCCUGACAUCCUGCUCCCUUCUCCUUGUCCUCAUCUUCUGCCUGGGUUCCUAUGGCAAUCUGGUGGUGUUCCUGUCCUUCUUUGACCCCGCCUUCCGCAAGUUUCGGACCAACUUUGACUUCAUGAUCCUGAACUUAUCGUUCUGUGACAUGAUUAUAUGCUGCGUGACGGCACCGAUGUUUGCGUUGGUACUUUUCUUGGACUCUGGAGGAGGCGGUGUGUCCAACACAUUUUGCUUCACCUUCCACCUGACCAGCUCGGCCUUCAUCAUCAUGUCCCUGGAGACGGUGGCCGUGAUCGCCCUCCAUCGGCUGCGCAUGGUCCUGGGCCAGCAGCCCAAUCGCACGGCCUCGCUCCCCUGCACCCUGGCCCUCACCGCCCUCCUCUGGACCUCCAGCUUCACCGUGGCCGCCCUGCUCACCCUGCGGGCCUACCCCACCAAGGAGGGGCCGUGCCUGCCCCACUUGGGGCUCACCGGCGGGCGCGCCAGGGUCGUCCUGUACGUGUACAUGGCUGACUUUGCCUUUUGUGUGGCGGUGGUGUCUGUGUGCUACCUGAUGAUCGCUCAGACGCUGAGGAAGAACGCACAGGUUCGGAAGUGCCCCAUCAUCACUGUAGACGCCACGCGCCCACCGAUACCUCCGCCGCUCAUCGCUGCCGGCUUAGAGGGCAUGCAGUGUGCCGUCCAGGUGCCCUCCCUCUACCGCAACCAGGCCUACAACAAGCUGCAACACAUCCAGACCCACUCCUACGCCCACAGGCCCCCCGGCCAGGUCCCCGGGGCUGCCCAGGGGGCCACCUGCUGCCAGCUGGUGUCCAGCGUGAACCUGGCCACGGUGAAGGACUCCAAGGCCGUGGUGACCUGCGUGGUGAUCGUGUCCUCGGUACUCCUCUGUUGCGUCCCGAUGGGCGUGUCCCUGGCCCAGGACGCCCUCUCCCCGGAGAGCAGCUACGCCCACCACCAGUUCGAGCUGUGCGGCUUCGCGCUCAUCUUCCUCAAGUCGUGCAUCAACCCGUUCGUGUACUCGCGCAACAGCGCCGGGCUCCGCCGCCGCGUCCUCUGCUGCCUCCAGUGGGCGGCGCUGGCGUUCCUCUGCUGCAAACACAAGACGCGGCUGCACGCCAUGGGCAAGGGCAGCCUGGAGGUCAACCGUAACAAGUCCUCGCAUCACGAGACCAACUCGGCCUACGUGCUCUCGCCCAAGCCCCAAAGGAGACUGGUGGAUCAGGCCUGUGGGCCCAGUCACUCCCGGGAAUGUGCCCCGAGUCCCAGAAUCACGGGCGGGCACGGCGGACGGAGACCCCGGCCCCCCAGCACCUCCACCCCGAUCAACACCCGUAUAGAACCCUACUACAGUAUCUACAACAGCAGCCCGUCCGCGGGCCCCAGCUCCCCGACCAACAGUCUGCAACCUGCCAACUCCUCCUCCUCCCAGGCUUUUGGGUUCGCCAAGUCCUACGUCGCCAUGCACUAUCACACCCACCAGGGGGCGGCGCAGGACGCAGAGAGCACCUCGGCCCACAAGAUACCCACACCGUCUGUGUAGGUACCCGCCCUGUUUGAGACGUGUUUGACUGAUGAGAAAAAAAACUGUACUGCGAGAGUAGCCAGAAACCGGACAGAGGCUAGGACGAAGAGGUCCACCGUUCACUGCUGACAUCUAUGACAUCACCAUUACCGCAAGACAGGAGAGAGUGGACUAGAUGGACUCUUCUCUGGGAGGAAGUGGUCCAAAGAUCUCCUUGUCCAGAUGGAAACAAGCCAGUUUUAGCGAUGUUAACUUGAUACUACUGAUCAGUGUUACUGAUGUGAUUCAAUUGACUGGAAUCUAUUUUUGCACUGACAUGAUAACAUUUUUCAUAUUGUACAAUUGACAUGGUCUUUCCCUUCAUAAUACUGUAUUUGUGAGUCCCAUACAUUUUCUAUGAUACCAAUAAAUGUUUUGCAAUGUCCAGUGAGCUCCUGGCAACGAAAACCUAA